ACAGGAGAGAACCCAUGUUUGAGUCUUUAACCAGGGAGCAAGACUUAGAAAACAUAUAUUUGGCCGGAGGAUCAAUGAACUGGUGGAAGAGGAGAUCCCUGAGGAGGAAGAAGGAAGACAAGAGGCAGAAGCCGUGGUUCUUGGAAACAGGAAGCGCCUUUCUCGAAGAACUCAUUGCUGACUGCAACGGCAAGUCCAAUCCCAUCCGCAUGUUUUCCUCCAACCAAAUCCUCGGAGCCACCGACAACUUCGAUUCGAGCUGCUAUGUUUCCGAUGAAUGGAACUUCACCUGGUUCAGAGGCGUCAUAGAUGACAGAGUUUACGCGAUCAAGGUAUACCAUCAAUCCACUCCAAACGAAUCCUAUAAGAAAAAGGUUUACAACGAUAUCGUGAUAUCUAUUCGGGUGAGCAAUCACGGCAAUUUUCUCAAAGUAUUGGGAUGCUGCCUUGAGUUCCCCCUCCCGGUUCUUCUUCAUGAAUACCCCGACAACGGAGCUCUCCACAAUACCACCAGAGGUAGUUGUAGUGGAGAUGCCGGACCGUUACUGCCUUGGAACCUGAGAGUGAAGAUCGCAAAGGAGAUCGCUUAUGCUGCUGCGUAUCUCCACAAGGCGUUUCCAAGAAUCAUUAUACACAGAGACAUAAAGCCGUCCAAGAUAUUCUUGGACAAGAACUGGACAGCCAAGCUGACCGAUUUCUCGGUUUCCAUAUCGCUCCCCGAGGGCAAAUCACGAGCUGAAGAUGUUAUCGUUGGAACAUACGGGUAUAUAGAUUCGAGAUAUAUGGAAACUGGGGUUGUGGCAAAAUCAUCAGAUGUAUUCGGCUUUGGAACCUUUUUGACGGUUCUUCUUACAGGCCGGCCGGAUCUUUCCAUUGAUGAACAUUCUGUUUGGGUUCGUGAUUAUCUGAAAUCCAUACCCGAGAAUGGAGCGUACACCGCUGAAACCAUGGAUCGGGUGAUGACCGAAGAGAUGACGGAUCAUCAAAGACCGCAGGUGGAAGAGUUUCGUAAGUUGGCGCUGAGAUGCUGCGAGGAUGCGGAAGAUGACAGACCGACUAUGAUCCAAGUUGCCAAGGAGCUUAAGCAGAUAGAGACAUCUCUUUAUGCUGCGACUCGAGCAUUGGUACUCCUUAACAGGGACGAUUCGAUAUAGCUAGCGCUCCUUAUUUUUCCGAUCAAGUUUGAUCACUUGCCCAUACAAAUUCCGUAAUUUUUUGUAUACGGUCGUCUGAAUUAAUGGUUAUAAACAUUUCGUUUUUAAAAAUUCCCCCUUUUACUUAUAAAUAGUUGUAUAAUGUUGUUCUUAUUUUCAUCCAAUUUAUGUCGUAUUCUCAACCAGACUUCGUCUUAGAUAUAUUCUUCUUUGUCUUUCUUCUUGUUAUUCAAUAAACUCAAAGUUAAGUUGGUUAA
Molecule: messenger RNA, 1411 nt
Organism: Tarenaya hassleriana
Lineage: Eukaryota; Viridiplantae; Streptophyta; Magnoliopsida; Brassicales; Cleomaceae
Product: non-functional pseudokinase ZED1-like
Exons: 1
Coding region: 15-1154 (379 amino acids)
Biological process (GO): cell surface receptor signaling pathway; protein phosphorylation
Cellular component (GO): plasma membrane
Molecular function (GO): protein serine/threonine kinase activity; ATP binding
Source: RefSeq, a predicted model, not a curated record